CUGAGCUGGAGAUGCAGGGUAGAGAGCCGGUGUGUCUGAGAUCCCGAGCCGUGGACAAAGCGGUGCAUCGGACCAUCCUAAAACCGGAGGCACCUGUACACUGUCUCAAGCCGGACUUCAGCACAAAGAGCUCGAAAAUCCAAGGCUUUAUUUCAGACUUGGAUCAGGAGAAGAUUUACAGUCUGAUUUGAGAUCCAUCCUCUUCCUCUUUGGUUUACUCCAAACCCUUGUAAAAAUGGGGUAAUUGUGUUCUUUCAUUGUCCAUUUAACUAACCUGGAACACGCCGAGGGCAACACUUCUCCUGAUGUCUGAAGAUUCAGACUCCAAGCCCUAUUGCUUCCCGGUGCUGGAAGAUGAGGACGGAGCCUCAGGGUCCAGAGUGUCCACUGCAUGCAGUUCCAUGCCUAGAGGGACCUCGGGGUGCAGCUCCAUGGCACAGCUGCACCGCAUGGGUGGCUACAGCCAAGGUGGGCCUGAGCUGGGCCUCCCGUCAGAGGGCAGUGACAGCAGCGGACAGGACCCUUCUGCCUCCCCACACAACCAUCGGAAGAACGGCCGCUCCCGAUCACUCCCCGAGGAGGACGUCGAGAUGAAAAGCAGUGGGUCCAGCGGCAGUGGCACCGAAUCGCACGGCAACGAAAGCCACGGUAACGAGAGCCAUGGCAACGAGAGCCACAGCCACGAGUCGAUGGGCAGCUCCAACGGCAACAGUAAAGACUCGGCACUGCUGGAAUCUUCUGAAAGCAACAAGAGCUCAAACUCCCACAGUCCGUCUCCUCCCAGCAGCUCAAAUGCCUUCAGUCUGCUGAGCUCGGAGCAGGACAACCCAUCAACCAGCGGCUGCAGCAGCCAAGAGUCCGCCAAAGCUAAGACCCAGAAGGAGGUGAUUAAAACUCUGAAAGAGCUAAAGCUUCACCUGCCUGCUGAGAAAAGACACCAUAACAAGUCCACCACGCUGAACACACUCAAGUACGCGUUGCGCUGUGUCAAACAAGUGGAAGCCAAUGAGGAGUAUUACCAGAUGCUGAUGAUCAACGACAGUCAGCCUUCAGGCCUGGAUGUAUCCUCUUACACGAUAGAGGAGAUAGACAGCAUCACUUCUGAAUACACCCUCAAAAACAACGACAUUUUUGCAGUAGUGGUGUCUCUCAACACAGGACGGAUUGUCUACAUUUCUGAUCAGGCUGCCUCCAUCCUCAACUGCAAAAGAGAUGUGUUCAAGAACACCAAGUUUGUGGAGUUCCUGACACCGCAGGAUGUUAGUGUGUUCUACAGCUUCACGACGCCAUACCGCCUGCCCUCCUGGAGCAUGUGCACCGGAGCAGAGUCAUCCCCGUCUGACUGCAUGCAGGAGAAGUCUUUCUUCUGUCGUAUCAGUGGUGGUAAGGAGUGUGAAAGUGAUCUGCAGUACUAUCCGUUCCGCAUGACACCCUACCUGAUGAGGGUCCAAGACACUGUCCAUGCUGAAGACCAGUUCUGCUGCCUCCUGCUGGCUGAGAGAGUUCACUCCGGGUAUGAUGCUCCCAGAAUUCCGACGGACAAACGCAUCUUCACCACCACACACACUCCGAGUUGUGUGUUUCAGGAUGUGGAUGAGAGAGCAGUUCCUCUCCUCGGGUACCUCCCCCAGGAUCUGAUCGGCACACCAGUCCUUCUGCACCUACAUCCCAAUGACCGACCGAUCAUGCUGGCCAUUCACAGAAAGAUUCUUCAAUAUGCAGGGCAACCAUUUGACCACUCAUCCGUCCGUUUCUGUGCACGAAAUGGAGAAUACAUCAUUCUUGACACCAGCUGGUCCAGUUUCGUCAACCCAUGGAGCCGCAAGGUCUCCUUUGUUAUCGGGAGGCACAAAGUGCGCAUGGGCCCUGUGAACGAAGACGUUUUUGUGGCUCCGGCCUCCACUGUCCCUGAUAUGAAGACCAUGGACUCUGAUAUCCAAGAGUUAACCGAGCAGAUCCAUCGGCUCCUGUUACAGCCGGUUCAUAACAGUGGGUCCAGUGGCUACGGUAGUCUGAGCAGAGACCACCUUUUGAGCAUGACCUCCUCUAGCGAGAGCCUUGACAAUGGCAGCAGGAGCAAAAUGCAACCAGCAGAGGAGGAAGUGAGCGGCAAAGCCAGGCCUCGAACUUUUCAGGAAAUCUGUAAGGAUAUUCAUCUUCAGAAGAGCCAGGAGCAGCACACAACCAAAGCUGACAUCAAGAGAAGCAAUGGCAUAGAGCCUGCACAUAAGAGCUCCGUGGUGGUGCGGCCCAAAGACUCAGCAGCUCCUCUCAACUUGAGGGAGACUGGAGCCAUUAUGGAGGAUAGUAGGUCCUCUUUGCAGGAGGAGAUAACCUUCGAUGAUCAGACCGUCUACUCCUACCAGCAGAUCAGCUGUCUGGACAGUGUUGUCAGGUAUUUGGAGAGCUGUAAUGUUCCCAUCACCAUGAAGAGGAAGUGCCAAUCUUCAUCUAACACCACAUCCUCUAACUCAGAUGAUGGCAAACAGAAAGGGUCAAUCAGCAUGCAAGCAUCUGAAGAACCAGCCUUGAAGGAUCAGUCUGGUCUCUCCACUUUGGACGUUCGAGAUAAAAAGUCCAGCGACGCAGCCUCAGCAGUAGUGGGCACUUCGCUGCCCCUACCUGUACCCAACAAACCAGAAAGUGUGGUCUCCAUAACCAGCCAGUGUAGCUACAGCAGCACCAUAGUGCAUGUAGGGGACAAGAAACCUCAACCAGAGUCAGAGAUCAUAGAAGAUGUCCCGGGAGCAGGAGAGACGGUAGAAUCCCGGCCCGAACCUCCUCCUUCUGUUGUUUCUAAUCCCAGUCAGGAGAGGGAGUCCUACAAGAAACUGGGCUUGACCAAGCAGGUUUUGGCGGCCCACACACAGAAGGAGGAGCAAGCCUUUCUGUAUCGCUUCAGGGAGCUUCGUGGACUCACAGCACUCAAAGCAAACUGUUCGCAUUACCUGGAACGCCAGAGAGAACAGAUCACCACCGAUGCGCCACCCGCUGCUCGAUCCAGCAAGCCGAGCGCAGAGCCCACCACGCGGCGGGGCACACGGAAUAAGAAGACCAAAUCAAAGCGAGCAAAGCAGAUCGAGUCCUCGGACAGCACAGUGUCCCAUCGCAGACAACAACAGCUGCGUCCUCCUCGUCUAAACCAUGGCCUUAAUCCGACCUCUUGGUCUCCCUCUGACACCUCGCAGGCAACUUUUCCCAUGGCUUACCCCUCCGUGAUUCCAGGCUAUCCGUUGCAGGUUUACCCCAGUGCCGGUUCUGCAGCUCCCCACAGUGAUGCCAAUCUACAAGGCUGCAGGGACAACCAGGGCACACAGGGCCCUCCCUGCCCGUCAUCCAUCCAUCCUCCGCCCUACACCGCCCCCAUGGUCACCCCUAUCGUGGCUCUUGUGCUGCCCAACUAUGUGUACCCUCCUAUGGCCACUGGGCUUCCACCCCCACAGCCAGUGUACCCCGCAGAAACUGGUGCUUUCCUCACCCAAACACAGCCUUUUGGUCAGGCUGCCUUUCCAGGCCAGAUCCACUUCGCCGCUCCAGCUUCAUUCAGUGUUCAGAACCAGUUCAACACCCAGAACAACUGUGUUCCUCAGGCAGGCUACCUGACACCGUCGUUCUACUUCCCCCCAACGUCGGAAACCCCAAAGGGUCCUGUUGAGGGCCAGUCUCGCUCCACUACACCGCUGUCUAGAGGAGGGCGCGACUCGGCAUCCCCGCCACUGUUCCAGUCUCGUUGCAGCUCACCCCUCAACCUGCUGGAGCUGGAGCUGUCGGUGGACAGGCAAGACAGCACAGUGCUCUCCUCUGGAGGACAAGGGACUAAUAUGGCUGAAAGGGAGAAAGGAACAAGUGGCAACCAGGCCAAGGAGAGGGAGCUGAAGCAGCCAUCUCUCAGUCUCCUUGGUCCACCUGGACCCUUGUAUUGCGAGGGCACGUCCUGUGUCUGUGAGCGUUUGUCUUGGGAUAAAGUGUUCUCUAGGCUGAGGGCUUGCAGCAAAGAGGCAAGCUCGCGUGGCGACGGGAACAACAGCGACGCCAACUCUUCAUCCAGCGACAUGUUGGACAUUAUUCUCCAUGAGGACUCCUGCUCAGGCAGUGGCUCGGCCACCUCGGGUUCCAUGGGCUCAGGGUUCAAUGGCUGUGGAACUUCAGCCAGCGGGACUUCCAACAGCGGGACAUCUAAGAGCAGGACGUCAGGCAGUGGAGCCUCCGGCAGCGGAACAGGAAGCAACAACAGUAGCAAUUACUUUGGCAGCGUGGACUCUUCCCAGAACAGCCAGAAGGUCAACAGUCACUUGAGCAGCAGCGAGGGCAGGCCGAUGGAGAUGGAGCAGAGCGAACACCUCAUUAAGUAUGUACUGCAGGAUCCGCUGUGGCUGUUCACGGCCAACACAGAUGACAAGGUCAUGAUGACCUAUCAGCUCCCCUCUCGUGACAUCCAGAGUGUGCUCAGGGAGGACAGAGAGAAGCUGAAGCUGCUGCAGAAGAGCCAGCCACGCUUCUCAGAGGAGCAGAAGAAAGAGCUGAUUGAGGUCCACCCCUGGAUGAAGAAGGGAGGUCUGCCCAAAGUAUUAGACGUGAAGGUGUGCUCCUGCUGUGACAGCGCCUCAGAGGCCGCAGCAGCAGCAGAGGCGGCAGAGGAUCAGCCAGACCUGGACAUGGGGGAUACAGACACAGGGGAUGCCGGCUGUCAGCAGAGACCCAGAGAGGAAUCCACAAACACUGUUGUCAUUUCCUGCCACAGCCCUUCUGCUGGCUCCAGCUCUCAGACACAACAAACUAGACAAUGAAACUGCUAAGGACUUUACCUGCAAGCUUGUUGUUGUGCGUGACGGUGAAGAGGGACCCACUUUACAUGGAUCUUACAGGCCCUUUAGUCUUCACAACAAGAUCCUUCAUAACUGUCUCUGUCUUGCUGUUUUUUUUAUAUGAACUGAACCUUUCAGAUAUCAAGGGAAAAGUGGCUCAAAUAGUCAAGCCUUGUAUAAAAUGUGAAUAUACGAAACAACCAUCAAAUUACAUUUUAUUUUAUUCUUAUACGCUUAUACAACAAGCUGCACCAUUUAUCAGUGCUAGCAGGUAGUGCUGGGCUCUAUGACUGUGUACGUUCUUUCAUUUGUUUCUAUGUAGCAUUUAAUGAUUCACAGCACCGAGGGGAAGCCCUUGAUGCACUGAUGAGGAGAUCCAGAGCCCCGUAAGCGACAUACAAUUCAGGUUACACACACCAGGACCUGACCCUGAGUUUUUCUGUUGAGGUUAAUGAAUGAAUUCUUGUGAUGCAGUUUCCUCUGUUACAAUAGCGGAGGGACGACCGCAGCUAUAUGUUAGUGUGUGGUGAGAACGAGCGGAGUUUAAGUCAGCUUGGUUUCAGUCACCCCUGUCAUGCAUAUCCAUCAAGCACAAGUGCACUUUGUAGGCGGCAAGGAAAGAACAAUAUGAAUGAAUAACUCGGGACAGGUGCUAUGUUUGCUCAGAUUAGUUUCUGGUGUUACAUGUAAUCACUGGAUGGAUAUUAAACAGCCACUUGUAUUGUAUACAUAUAAAUUAGAAUGAAGUGGAAAUUCUUAAAUAUAUAUAUAUAUAUAUAUGACUGAGCCCCAGGCACGAUGGAGGCAGUGAUGGAGGCAGUGAAAGCCCUUGAGACUGCACUGAGAAAAGGACAAUCAGGUGUAGCACACACUCUAAACUGAUGCUAUGAUGAUGAUAUAUGAUUUAAAUUUUCUUUGUCACGUGGGGCUACCUGGAUCAUGUUACCUGAUGCACCUUUCAUUCUCCAGUCAUCAGUUUCUAAACAAAGGCUGCUUUUUCUAUGUGUCAGCUGUGAAACUUUUAACUGAUUUCACGUACGCCUCAUUUUAUUUUUGCAUUUCAGUUCUUGUGUGAAUGUUUGUCUUUGACUCUGAGCACACACACACAGCCACACAUAUAUAUAUAUAUAAAUAAUAUUUUUUACAUGCAACAUUGUUGUUUCUGUGCAAAGAGAUUUGUGUUUUUAAGCUGGGACGGAAAGUCCUGCGUGAUCAGGACCAAAAUUAAUAUUAUUUAUUGUAAAUACUCUUUUACAAAUGUGAGUUGUGCAAUCAACCAUAGGACAAUUCCCACCAUGUACUGGAAAAUACUAGAGUAGUAUGUUUUUUGUGGUGGGUGAUAAAAACAAAGAAAGCAGAAUAUGGGUGUUUUUGUUAUUACUGAUGUUAGCCCUCAUGAAUAUGGAGAAGAGCGUCCUGAGCAUCCUGUGGAAGUGCCAGAAGUGACUGGAGCUCAUCACUGUCCAGAACAAACAUGUGGCCACUUCAGAAGUCAACGUUUAGGGUUAUUGCACGGGUGUAAAGCAGCUCAGACAGAUGUCAAAUGACUGUGUGGAAGAGCUUUUCCUCACUUUGAAGCUUAUGCUGUAAUUCGAACAUUUCCUGACUUUGUCAUUUGUCUUUUUGUUAUUUGAACAGACACUGACAACAACGCACCUUUAUAUUUUUAUAUUUUUAUUUUCUCUUUUUUUUGGUUGGUUUAUUUUAUUUUCCUUAACUUUAAUGGCGGACGUUUUCGUCAUAUAAGUUUCUCUCAAUAAAAUGUUGCCUAAUUUACA
Scatophagus argus is the source of this 6583-nucleotide messenger RNA. It is a transcript of the gene per2, whose product is annotated as period circadian clock 2. Gene Ontology annotation, cellular component: nucleus; cytoplasm. The record is from RefSeq and is a predicted model, not a curated record. Gene Ontology annotation, biological process: circadian regulation of gene expression; entrainment of circadian clock by photoperiod; negative regulation of transcription by RNA polymerase II. Gene Ontology annotation, molecular function: transcription corepressor binding; transcription cis-regulatory region binding. Bases 306 to 4787 code for a protein of 1493 amino acids. The transcript has 24 exons. NCBI's taxonomy places the organism in Eukaryota, Metazoa, Chordata, Actinopteri, Scatophagidae.